This is a messenger RNA of Dunckerocampus dactyliophorus (ringed pipefish), 1565 nucleotides long. Its product is annotated as gastrula zinc finger protein XlCGF57.1-like. Gene Ontology annotation, biological process: regulation of transcription by RNA polymerase II. Lineage: Eukaryota; Metazoa; Chordata; Actinopteri; Syngnathiformes; Syngnathidae. Gene Ontology annotation, cellular component: nucleus. The record is from RefSeq and is a predicted model, not a curated record. The transcript is spliced from 2 exons. The coding region runs from base 61 to 1461 and encodes 466 amino acids. Gene Ontology annotation, molecular function: DNA-binding transcription factor activity, RNA polymerase II-specific; RNA polymerase II transcription regulatory region sequence-specific DNA binding.
GUGAUCAACACAUCGCAAAGCAGAGAUCAAGUGUGAGUGUAAAGUGUUGUGACUGUGAAAAUGUGUAAAGUGCAAAUGCUGAGAGCGUUGGUGAAUCAGCGACUAACUGCGGCUGUUGAAGAAAUAUUUGUAGUUUUGGAAAGAACGAUAGCAGAGUACGAGGGGGAACUUUCUAGAGCAAAAGAGGAGAACGAGCGACAACGAAAACUACUGGACACUAUUUUCAAGAAGCCUCACGUUGUGUUAUACAGAGAAGAUGUCAGUGAAGAACAUCUUCCCCCUAAGAAGCUGGAGUGGAGCUCCAGGAUGGAGCAGAAGAAGCCUCAGCCUCCCCACAUUAAAGAGAAAGAGGAGGAGCCGCAGCCACCCCACGUAAAAGAGGAAGAGGAGCAUCAUAGCAUCAGUCAGGUGGGAGAGCAUCUUGAAGGACUGGAGGAGUUCCCAGUGAUUGGCGUCCCUGAGAAGAGUGAAGAUGAUGAAGACAAAGGUGAAAGUGAAGAGAAGAGAGAGGUGGAGCCUCCAAGCAGCAGCUCAACUCAACACAUGACAACAGAAGCUGAUGGAGACCACUGUGGAGGAUCACAAGCAGACAACCUCUUAGCUCCACUAUCAGAUAGUGACGACACAACGUCACACUCUCCUGACACUGAUGAUGAAGACUCUAAAGCUGAUAUGACAUGUCACACUGACAACACACACUUUAAAUGCUGUCACUGUGACAAAACUUUUAAUGACCGCGGUAAUAUGAAAAGACACAUGAGACUACACACAGGAGAGAAACCAUUCACGUGUUCAGUGUGUAAUAAAAGAUUCUCUCGGAAGGAACAUUUGACAAGACACACAAGAAAACACACUGGUGAGAAACCUUUUACCUGUUCAAUGUGUGGUAUGGGUUUUGGACAUAAUCACCAUUUCAAAGCACACAUGAGAAUACACACUGGUGAGAAACCUUUUACCUGUUCAGUGUGUGGUAUAUGUUUUGGACAGAGGUAUAUGUUGAAAACACACCUGGGAAAACACACUGGAGAGAAACCUUUUGCCUGUUCAGUGUGUGGUAUACAUUUUGUACGAAAUCAGUAUUUGAAAAGACACAUGAGAAUACACACUAGAAAUAAGCUAUAUUUGUGUUCAUCCUGCAACAAACGCUUUUUAGACCGAGCAACACUUGUAACACACAUGAGAAUACACACUGGUGAGAAGCCUUUUGUCUGUUCAGUCUGUGGUACAGGUUUUGGACAAAGUGCACAUUUGACAGCACACAUGAGAAAACACACAGGAGACAAACCUUUUACCUGUUCAGUCUGUGGAAAAGGUUUUGGACUAAAUCACAAUUUGAAACAACACAUGAAAAGACACACUGCUGAUAAAGUGUUGAGUUGCAGUGUGUGUGAUGAAAGAUUCUUUUAUAAGUACCAGCUUAACAAUCACAAGUGUGCUGGUGAGAACAGCAGCAGUAAAUGACGUUGCAGGGCUUGAAAUAAACUGUCAAGAAUUUGAUAACUUCCACUUUCUAACUUCUACAAAUAAUGUGUGUGAUAUUGCUGUGUGUGUCUCGUCAAUGCGUU